Capronia coronata CBS 617.96 is the source of this 2463-nucleotide messenger RNA. RefSeq lists its product as uncharacterized. The record is from RefSeq and is a predicted model, not a curated record. NCBI's taxonomy places the organism in Eukaryota, Fungi, Ascomycota, Eurotiomycetes, Chaetothyriales, Herpotrichiellaceae. Gene Ontology annotation, biological process: GPI anchor biosynthetic process. The coding region runs from base 1 to 2463 and encodes 820 amino acids. Gene Ontology annotation, molecular function: alpha-1,2-mannosyltransferase activity. The transcript has 2 exons. Gene Ontology annotation, cellular component: endoplasmic reticulum membrane.
AUGGGCGACAAUGGCGACACAGAGCCAUCCAAGUCCGACGCAGCGCUGAAGCAUAGCACCAUCGCGAACCUCAAUGCUUCGGAAACACGUCCAUCUCAAUCAGAAACAUCCCCUUUCCUUUCCCUCGGGCGACAGAAUAUCUUCCUGUGGUUGAUCGGCUUUCGACUCCUGAAUACUCUGACCGUUCAGACCUUCUUCCAGCCGGACGAAUACUUCCAGGCCUUGGAGCCUGCAUGGCGUUUGGCCUUUGGGAAAGAUGCCGGGGCGUGGAUAACAUGGGAGUGGAACAGACAUCUACGGUCUGCCAUACACCCGGCCAUCUUUGGCUUCGGUUAUCGUGGCGCCCAGGCAAUUGCUGAGUUGUUCAAGCUCGAACCUCAUGCACGGGCAGAACUACUCCUCGCUUCGCCCAAGGCUCUACAAGGCUUCUUUGCCGCCCUGGGUGACUUGUACACCUGGAAGCUUGCAUCAUGUGUCUACGGAGCGAAUUCGACGGCGACGCUGGCGACUUUCUGUCUCACAGUCAUUAGUCCGUGGCAGUGGUUCUGCUCUACACGGACGUUCUCCAAUUCCAUGGAAACGACUCUGACCAUUGUCGCUCUAUACAACUGGCCAUGGCAUUGGCAGUUACCCCUGGACAAACCCGACAUUCGCAACAUACGUGUCCGGGACGAUGUCGACGGGACGGAUGAAGUGACCAGACUGAGACGUGCCUUGCUUUGUGCUGCCGUAGCCACGGUCCUACGCCCUACUAAUAUCCUGAUAUGGGCGAGUCUCACAAUGCUGACCUUUCUACGAGGAUGGAGAUCAAUUGGACCUACCUGGGUGGAAUGCCCACUGUUCAUGAGAGAGACCAUUCUCUGUGGAGGGCUGAUCCUUCUUCUCUCGGCGAUCGUCGAUCGCAUCUUCUACGAUACAUGGGCGUUUCCACCGUUGAAUUUCCUCCGUGUCAACGUCGUACAGUCGCUGGCAACAUUCUACGGCAAUAAUGAUUGGCAUUACUACAUCUCCCAAGGCUAUCCUCUCCUACUCACGACGGCGUUGCCAUUCACCCUGGUCGGGCUUUAUCGCAGCCUGAACUCGAAUAUUUCAACAAGCGAGGUCACCUCGGCGGGACACGCAGUGCUACGCUCACUCUCUAUCAUAUGUCUGCUUGUCCCGGCCUGUUUUUCUAUCAUCGCUCAUAAAGAGGUCCGCUUCAUCUACCCUCUACUACCCGCUCUACAUAUUGUGACGGGACUUCCGUUGUCUUUAUUCUUUGGCUCGCGAACCUCAGCUCAGCAGUCCAGACCAUCACGACGCCUGGCGAGGAGAGUGUUGCUGGUUCUACUUGUUGGUCUCAACGUGUCAAUAUCAUAUUAUACAACCCAAAUCCACAAUUCGGGCAUCAUCCAGCUGACGCACUAUCUACGGAAUGAGUUUGAGACCACGUAUCUUCCUGUGACUGCUACGACAUUUCGGGCGGGUGUGGGAUUGGGUGCUGAAGCUGGCAUUGAAUCGGAACCCGGUUCUAGUUCCGGCUCUGGUUCUAGACUCGGAAUGGGCUCUCCCACAAACAUGACCAUCGGCAUGCUCAUGCCAUGCCAUUCCACCCCGUGGCGCUCUCACCUGCAAUACCCACCAACAUCAUAUUCCCCAGGAAUCCACGCCUGGGCAUUGACAUGCGACCCGCCCCUGGACCUCCCCUUGACCGAGCGAGCAACCUAUCUCGACGAAGCCGACCAAUUCUACGCCGACCCAGGCGUAUGGCUGAAGAAGCACAUGUCACGAGACCCGCCCCGGUCAAAACAUCCACGUCUUCAAGCCCAUUCUAACGGUAUCUCCGCUAGCACCCAAAACCGACGUUCCAACCACGCUGUACUCUUCAACUCGGAAACCCCGUCUAUCGGCCUCGGCCGCUCCCAUAACCAACACCAACACCAAAACCACCGUGGAGAUCACGAGCAAGAAGACAUCUGGUGGACCACACGCCAAGGACGGCGUCCUUGGCCGGAAUACCUCGUCUUCUUCGCCCAGCUGGAACCGACACUCUCCAUUGCCCUGCGCGGCAGCGGGUACGGAGAGUGUCGCCGCUUCUUCAAUAGUCAUUGGCACGACGACUGGCGGAGGACGGGUGACGUUGUGGUCUGGUGUCUCGAUCCUCCUCCUCCUCCUCCUAACACCAAACAAAAUAUGGGAGACAGAACGGGCGUCGAACCUGGGAACAGAGCUAGUAGUAAGGUCUUGGUGGAUCAAGAUGCCUUUCAGGACGCCAUUCGUGACCCACAUGCACAGCGGGGUGUGAGUCAGGAUGAGGACAAUAUCAAGAAGCAGGAACUGAAAAGAACGGAGAAGAAGGCUCAAAAGAUGCAAGAAAAGCAAAACACACAAACGAAAAAGAGUAGCUCUGUGACUCGAGUCGUCGAGAAGCCAUUCUGGAAAGUCAGAGACGAGCCGGACCAGCAGCACUCGCAUGGAGACUGA